AUGACAGACCUCAUUUCAACAAUGGAGCCGGAGAGUGACUGUGCAAAUCGUAUGUUUCAGCCAGAGUCUGACCAGUUGAGCCUCGACAGCCCUAAGAGCCCACCCCUUGACCUGAUUGACACAGGAAAAGGAGUUAAGGUACAGACAGCCACACCCCACCUGGUCAGCUUGGGCAGUGGCCGACUCAGCGUGGCAAUCACUCUGUUACCUCUGAAAGAGGGGGUGACACGCAUAGGGCGGGAAGAUGCCCCUGUUCCCCAGGACAUCACUAUAGAAGGUCCUGGCAUAGAGGCAGAGCACUGUACAAUUGAAAACAGAGGAGGGGUCGUAAGCCUUGAUCCCUGUGGACAUAUGUGUUCUCUUGAUGGUGUACCUGUGACCAAACCCACACCGCUAACACAAGGGUACUCUCUCUGUCUGGGUAAAUCCUACUUCUUCCGUUUUAACCACCCAGAGGAGGCCAGCCGAAUGAAAAGCAUGCUACCCCAAAAGAGUCCAGUGUCGCCCUUGGUGUAUAGCACCGACUAUCUGAAGUUCAGCAGUGACUAUAGCCAUGGUAUCGGGGGUUCCAGCCCUAGGGGCAUGCGCUCUGCGUCAGAGCUUCGGGAACUGAUGGACACUCUGCAGAGAAAGAAAUUGGCUUUGGAGAACAGUUUGCGUACCAAUGGGGACAGCAGCCCCUCCUACUUCAGCAUGACACAGUCCCCACCCACCACACCCAACCCUUUGUCACCUAUCACCUGCUCUAGCCCUGCUUCAUCCUAUCAGGAUCAAGCCAGGAGGCUAUAUAGUUCUGAGCGCCCACCCCUAUCUGUUAAAGUUCCCUCCCACACAUCCACCAGCAUGCCUCCCUCACCACGUCGAUCUGACCCUCGAGAACGGGAGAUGUCUUUGCCGCAAUCACGUCCCAUAACACGAAACCAGUCCCAAGACAGUCUGCUCCUGUCGACGUCUACAGAUGGUCGACGUGCACCGAGUUCUGGCUCCCUUCUGUCCAUGUGGAAUGGCUCCUCUUCCACGGUGGGCGAUUCUCUCCCCCCUACACCGGGGGGCGGUAGCGGGGCCGCCAGCAUGCCCUCCAGCCCUCGUCUAGCCCGCAGGCAUCAGUCUCAUGAUUCGAGUCGUAACGGUUGCUUGGAGCCCACACCGCGUCAAAGGAAGUACUCGGCCGGCUCCCUCACCGGUAUGGGUACGCACAGUCGCUCUCUGCCCCGUCUCUACCGGCCUUCCGAAACCCAACUCGUCCCCCUCUCCAUCCUUCCACCCCGACGUUCCCUGGACAGUCACCCCCCUCGCCCCUGUGUUACACCCGAGCCUGGACAGCAUAACGGGCAUUCUGAAGUAAUCUCCAUUUCUCUGUCUACCAAACCGAAGCGCUCACCAGCUCCUCCUGAUGUUACUGUGCCCUCUGGUGCCCCUACCAGUCCCAGGGUGGCCAAGAAAAUGAGUCUGACCUCCAGUAGCUCAUACUCAGACCUGGAGCGUCAGGUAGCCCGUGGACCUUCUCCAGCCCUGGAGGUGGGUCUAGGAGAGAGGAGGCAGUCUUUUGGGAAGGCUGGCUUGGGCCCACAAGGUGGCUUCAGGGAACGAAAAGGCAGCAUCAGUUCCCUGAGUGGGAAAGAAGAGCUACAAGACUACCACCAGAGACAGAGAGAUGAGCGUCUCAGAGAACAGGAGGUGGAAAGACUGGAACGUCAGCGUCUGGAGACCAUUUUGAGUCUAUGUUCAGAGAUGGGUUCAGCAGAUGGGGAGAAGGGAGGCUCAGCUGUUGCUGACCUACAGAAAAUCAAUAAAGAGCUAGAGAAGUUACAGGUGUCUGAAGAUGAGUCUGUUUUUUCCGACUCCAUCAGCCUUGGUCCAGAGAAUGGCUACACAUCCAAAAUCCGGGAAUACCAGGCUACAGAGGAGCGCCAGGUUCGACAGCACCGUAGCAGAGACAUCAGGGCAGAGUCCCCCUCGGUCGGGCUCCGCAACUCCGCCCCUUCCCCCUCACCUCGUCUUGUACGGACCAAUAAGACUCCUGAGGAAGAUCUACAACUGAAGCAGGAGGUGACACGGAUAGAGGAGGAGAGAAUUCAGGUCCUCAACAACAUGGAAGAGCUGGAACAGAAGAUCAAAGACCUGGACAACCAGAUGGAUGAGUCUGUCAGAGAGAUGGAGGUGGAACGUGCUCUUCUGGAAGGGGAGCAGGACUCUGAGAUGGCUCAGCUCCAGCAGGAGAAGGAAGCCUUAGAACAGCUCAAUGAUAAGAUGGCUGAACUGGAGAAGAAGGCGCAGACAGAAAAGUCUGAGGACAAAGCCCUCCUCGAUGCUGAGAGGGUUAAGGUAGAGAAGUUGGCAGAGCUUGUGUCUGAGCAGAAGAACCAACUUGACACCUGCCCAGAGGCACUGAAGGAACAGCUCCAACUCCAGCUCUCCAGGGAUGCAGAGGUGCUGGAGGUAGAGACGAAACGAUUUGAAGAUCUGGAGUUCCAGCAGCUGGAGAGAGAGAGCCGCCAAGACGAGGAGAAAGAAACUCAGACCCAAGAACUUCUACGCGAGAUUGCAGAGUACCAACGCAACACAGUCACGCGCAAGGAGAGACUCUUGACUCUGAAGAAGCAGACGGCUCAGAUAACCCAGCAGACUCAGCGAGAAAAGGAAAGCUUCUUGAAAGAGAAGAGUAACCUUCAGAUGAUGCUGCAGAGGGAAAAGGAAAAACUGGCCAGUCUUGAGAAGAAAUAUGCUGAACUGACAGGAGGUCAUAGUUUCCCAGUCAGUCCCAUUAGUAUGAAGGAGGAUGGCUCCUCAUUGGCUGAUGUGUGUUUGUCUCAUGGUGACUCCUCCCAAGCCAAUAAAGCUCUCUCUGUGUUUCCUGCCGAUCUCGUGGCCAUCUCUCUCUUCUCCUCUCUUUCCGUGAAGAGCGCUGAGGGCUAUGUCACAGUCAGUGAGAUUAAUGAGCUCUACUCUCAGCUGGGGGUAAACCCCACCUCAGCUCCCCUCCCUGACCCAGCCAAGCCCUCCCCAGAGGCCUCUGAGCCUGAACAAGAGUCUAGUCUUGCUCCUGAAGAAAACACCUCCCCACCAGGAGAGGACGAGGUGUCGGUCUGUUCUGUCUCCCGCUCCUCCACCUCCUCUUCUUCUUCCUCCUCUGUCCCGCUGUGUUCUCGGCCAGUCUCAGCCAAACCCGUCUCCGUGCACUGGCCUGAGGACAUGGUGACUUAUGUCAGCCCCUCACCUCCCCCCGACUCUCCUCCACCUCUCCCUGCCAAAAAACACCGCCGUCACAGGCAGCACUUCCGCACUCUAGAGGAAAGAAAGAGAUUGGGCAAAGAGGGCGGAGCACACUUGAGCGACACGCUGCCGCGUAAGAAGACCCAACCCACCGUCAGCCCGCAGUACAACUGUGCCACUCUUGGCCGCAAUGUGAUGUCCAAGUCUCAUUUACCACUGGCCCAAAGCUCCAGCUGUAGCAGCGUGUUAAACCGAGUCCUCACCGUCUCCCCUAAAGACCCAGAUUCACGACGCCUGCACAAGGGAAAGUCUAAGACAGGACACAGUCAGCAGCAUGUUGGAGAGGAUCCCAGGCAGAGGCUGAGUGACUUGAACAGCCGCGCUGCCUCUCAGUCUAACGUCUACCUGGACUCUUACGGUUACCACGACAACGGCCACGCCUUCGACACGCUGAGCGUGGACAGUUCGGACAGCAUGGAGACCAGCAUCUCUGCCUGUUCCCCUGACAACAUCUCCAGUGCCAGCACCUCCAACGUGGAGAAGAUUGUGGAAAUGGAGCGCCUCCUUCGGGAGGCGCAGGCCGAGAAGAACAGACUCCUGGAGCACAGGGAGAGGGAGAUAGAGGUACGCAAGCAGGCUCUGGAAGAGGAGAGGAGGAGAAGAGAGGAACUGGAGAAACGAUUGCAGGAAGAGACCAACAGACGACAGAAACUCAUCGAGAGAGAAGUCAAACUCCGUGAGAAACAGAGAGCGCAGUCUCGACCCCUCACCCGCUACCUACCCGUGAGAAAAGAUGACUUUGACCUUCGAGGUCACAUCGAGUCCGCCGGCCACAACAUUGAGACGUGUUACCACAUUUCCAUCACAGAGAAAACCUGCAGAGGUUUCCUCAUCAAGAUGGGCGGCAAGAUCAAGACUUGGAAAAAGCGUUGGUUCGUUUUUGACCGAAAUCGCAGAACCCUCUCCUAUUACGCAGAUAAACAUGAGGCCAAACUGAAAGGCGUCAUUUACUUCCAGGCGAUAGAGGAGGUGUAUUACGACCACUUAAAGAAUGCUCAUAAGAGCCCCAAUCCAUCCCUGACCUUCAGUGUGAAGACUCACGAUCGGGUUUACUACAUGGUAGCUCCUUCCCCCGAAGCCAUGCGCAUCUGGAUGGAUGUCAUCGUCACAGGGGCAGAGGGAUACACACAGUUCAUGGUUUAAGAGUCAUCCUUCAGUCAGCUCAAAGGGAUAGAUGCAGGAUUGUUACGUAAAGACUGAACUUGCUCUUCUGUCCCUCACUGGCCUCUGGUAU
This is a messenger RNA of Chanos chanos (milkfish), 4507 nucleotides long. RefSeq names its product pleckstrin homology-like domain, family B, member 2b (gene phldb2b). The transcript has 25 exons. Gene Ontology annotation, molecular function: protein binding. Gene Ontology annotation, biological process: regulation of microtubule cytoskeleton organization. The coding region runs from base 1 to 4416 and encodes 1471 amino acids. Gene Ontology annotation, cellular component: basal cortex. The record is from RefSeq and is a predicted model, not a curated record. Lineage: Eukaryota; Metazoa; Chordata; Actinopteri; Gonorynchiformes; Chanidae.